UGCUUGAUCCAAAACAUGGCGGCACCUCGUCCUCUGAAAAGACCACGCUUGGGGCAGCCUGAUGUCUAUCCACAAGACAGUAAACAGCGAGAGGACGAGCUCACCGAAGAAAAUGUCAAAAAGGGAUUUAGCUACCAACCGCUUCCAUUUAGCUCGGGGACGAAUGAGUAUGGAUCAGCAAAGGAUAUCAUGUCUAAUGUGCCGCUGUCAAAGUUUGCCCAAAGUUUCAAUGCCAUAUUAGUAGAAAAACAGAAACAGAAUACCUUCACAUCCCAAGAUGGAAGCAAGAGAAAAGCACAGCCAGUCAAAGAUAACUUUUUGCCAGUACACAUCACUGCUCGCUCUAGGCCAUUCAUCUCAUCAUGGUUUCAAGAUUUGGCAGGGAACAAACCGCUGACAGUUUUAGCAAAGAAGGUACCAAUUUUCAACAAGAAAGAAGAAAUCUUUAGCAGUCUGUGUGAUCACUCCAUUCCAAUGUUAAGGGCAGCCUGGUUCAUCAAGAUAUCAUCAGCUUACAACACUGGUAUCAAUGAGUCCAAAGGCAAAAAGAGAAUCAUGGCAGACCCAGCUCAAGAAUGGACUCAUGCUUUGACAAAAUUCUUGAAAGACCAGCUAAGCAAGAUUGCAGAUUUUUAUCAAAGCCACUUUGCGGGCAUAACUUCUUCCCAACACCAGCAGAGAAUGACGCCUGAAGUAGAACAAGCACUAAAACAGUGGAACUACACUGUGCGGCUUUCACACUGGCUUUAUGAGGAGAGUCUUCUUGACAGACAGGAAUUUCUUCAAUGGCUGUUAGAUUUGUUGGACAAAAGCAAGAAUGCAGAUGAUUUGUUGCUAAAAUACCUUAUUCCUCUUUUACUAAGGUAUGUUGACCAGAUAGUCAUGUCCCAAACCCUUGCAAGAGUUCUUGCCCAAGUGUGUUCCAAGAAGCUGUCAACAUUGUAUUCAGCUGCUGAGCAAAUGCAGUCUGAGCAACAGAAUCAAGGAACAAGCAGUUCAAACAAGACAAGUAGCACAUCUGUGCCCAGUCCUGUUCCAUCCAUUACCCCAGAGAGUUCAUCUCUGACUCCUGUGAAUCCUCAGUCUCUUCCUGUGCUGUCACAGUACAAGACAUGUCCACAGCAUCAUGCACUUGUCCUGUCACUGAGUUCAGUUCUCCAGACAAUAGCAAUCUGCUGCCCUGGUGCUCUGAUCUGGAACUCAAUUCCAUGUGGGGCCAGUAGCAGUAGCAUAACAAGCAGUGCAAGCAACUCGACUGUGGCUAACACAGACAUGGCUGCUAAUAAACCUGCUGUGUUGGGAUCCCCACUGGACAGGCUGUCUAUUCCACCAUCUUCAAUGCCUCUUCCAUCACCUGGAAAUACUCAGGCUUCCCUGAAUUCUGAGCUGUUAUCUGUGUUGCUUGCAAGUGAGGAAGAAAUCAAGACAAGAAGUAAGGCAGUUGAAUCUCACUGGUCUCCAGAUAAAUACCAAGACAAAUCUUCAGCCCUCUCUAUUUCAGUUUUAGCUGUGAAGAGAGUGCUCAACACUUUGGAAAUCCUUGACCGCUACAACUUCAACAGAGCAGAUUCAACAAGUUCCAUUGACUCACUUUACAGCAAGAUUUUUGCUGAUUCAAUUAAAACGGGAGGACAGGCAUCUGCUACUGAUGAGGCAAUAGCGCUUCUGUUGUUUGAAUGGGCCGUCAGUAAAUAUCGAGUGGGGAAAUUCCGUGCUUUAGCUGUAGCCAAAAUAUUGCAAAGAAGACAAACUGAGAUCCUGGAGGAGAGAGAAAGUUCUCAAGAACAAGGAGAGGAAGGAACUUCAUCAAACGCGGUGACUACUGCUGCGAGCACAGUGCCACCUUUCCAAAAGGUGUUGAUGAAUUUUCUGGACAAUUACGCUCCCGUAGUCGAUGGUGGUUACCAACACAACAAGACACAUCCAAGUUUUGCACAGUUGACCCUCCUGUUUGGAGAACUCAUCAGAAAUGAAGUGUUCUCGCACAACUCUUACAUGUGUACCCUCAUAUCAAGGGGGGACCUUCAACCCACCCCACCUGUUUCCAUCCCCUCUCCCCCAAGACCAGUCAUACAAAGCAUUGAACACCCCCCUGAAGCAGAUCCGAUGGGCAUUGAAGAGUGUGUACAAGAGGGUGAUGCUCAAGGGGGAAUAGACAUCCAUGGUCUGACCUGCCAAGAAGAUCUUGGCCGUAAGGACAGCAGCAGUGACAGUGAGUUGAAGAUGUCUCAGCACCUUCUGGAUCAGGAGCUGCUGGUACAUCAAAACAGACUCAUACAACUUCUUGACCAAGGCGAUAAUGAAAUUUUUGCAGAUCAGGAAACCCCGAUACUAACUGCUGACCUUUCAGCUGUCGCAAAUAACACAAAACUUGAGCCAGGCCUGGCAAAUCCGUCCUCUCUGACCGCUGACCAAAGAGACAACUCACUCAUGGAUUCAACUUGCACUCUUCCCAAAAAGUCGCAGCAUGCACAGUACGCCCAGCAUUUUCCCAUUCCUGCUGAGAAUGUCACAGCACACGAGAGUAACCAGCGGCUUAUCUUGUUGUACGGAGUGGGUAAGGCGAGAAGCCAGGCAAUAGCUACAACCAAAGAAGUGAUGAAGGCGCUCUGUGCCAUGCUGAAUGAUCUGGGGAAGGUGGACGAUUCUGGGCUCUGUACUGAUCAAGGGCAGAGCAAUGAAUAUUUGGUUUUGAAGCGAGAAAGAGAUGAAAAAAGAGCCGUGCUCUAUAGCAAAUUUUCAAACCUCACGUGCUUUGACCAGUACUUAGCCGUUGCGAAGUGCACCAACAUUCUUCGCGACCAGAAAGUCAAACAACCCAAGAUAUUUGGUUUAGUAAUGCCCACACCGACACUGAGCCAACUUGAAUUCCUGUACGACUUGUUCGAACUUUCUGGUGAUGUUCAUGGACUUCUCGACUUUGUGGCGUACCUGCUUAUGCCAAGUGAAGAAGAUAUAUCAACCACGCAAUUACCACAAGUUAAAACAGUCGUUGGGACAUUACCAACUAAGUCAGUUGUGGUAGUCGCGAUGCUUCGCAAAUAUCACGCCUGUCUAAUGUUGCUCCCCGAGCACACAACAAGGAUUUUCAGAGGGCUCCUUGCUGCCGUGGAGAACAUCGCUUACCCAGGUAUUUGCUCGUCGCCUGAAAGAUGCAUUCUGGGACUGCUUUUCGACCUUUACUCAUCUUGUGCCCACCUCAGGUCAAAGUAUGCGGAUAUUUUCAGCACUGCUUUCACUAAGAUCAAGCAAGCAGUGUGUUCGAGCACCACUCCAUCAGCUUGCACUGAACCGUACGAACCAAAGUUUAUGGCAGAGUACUUCCAGAACCCAAGGACCAAGAGGCUCGAUGGCAUCUGGGAUUAUCUUCUGAAUCACGAGAAACCAUGUGAUGUUUACAGCUUUGUGUGUAAUGCCAUGAUGAAUGUGUGCAACUGUCAGAAUAGCGAAAGAUUGUACGACAUCGGUGUUCUGUGUGCAGAGGUAACUGCCCAUCAUGACAAGCUCAGUUCACAAUGGCUUGGCGUUCUCAGAGCACUGUGUUGCUCUUCAAACAGCUCUUCGGGAUUUGUGGAUUUGCUUUUGGAAGUAGAUGUCGGGGAUUUAUCAAUUCAUGAGUCCGUCGCCACAUUUACAGCUUUACUAAUAGCCAGAAGUUGCUUUUCAUUGGAAGAUGUCAUCUAUCACGUGGCGUUACCCUCACUUCUUGCCGCCCUUCCGUCAGGUGUGGAGAACCAAGAAGCGGAGCCUGGUGCGAGGCUGACAUGUCACCUGUUAUUGAGGCUUCUUGACGAGUCCACUGACGUCAUGUCACAUGACCACUCGUCGGCGUUAAAGUUUCCCUUUAAAUCAUCUCACGACCAUCACCUACUGUCUGCUGCGCAUGACAGUAUCCGAAUUGGCCCUGUUCUAGCAGCUUUGAAGGCCAUGCUCAAGCUGUCGGAAGCCGGCAAAGCAGGAGACAGUGGUUCUACCAGCACUAGUGAUACCACUCGAGAUGAUUCCUUCCGAAGUUUAUUCUCCAAUAGAUUGGACGACUUCAUGGAUAGCACGUCUAGCACUGGGGACAUUUUUCCUCCUCCACUGGCCUCGAGCAGAUCAGCAAUGGAGACUUCGAACAUCAGUGUGUUCGCUGGUUUUGCGUUGCAAGUGAUUUGCCGUCAGGAAUGGGUGAGAGAGAGAUGCCUUCAAGAUCCACAAAUACUCUGCUCACCCGAGCAUUUACUUGAUCCAGCAAUAUCUCCCAACCAGGCGAGGAAAUUGCUGCAUUUGAUUUGUUAUCCUGCUGGUGUCCCAUCAUCCAUUGGUGGCCUUAUUGCUAAUAGUAAUGAUAUGGAGACGAUGCAUGAGGCUGCAAGUAGGAUACUACAGAACUUGGAUCAGUGGUCUUUGAGGAAAUCUUGGUUGGAGUUACAGCUUAUGAUCAAACAAGUUUCCAAAGAGGAAACCGGACCUCUACUAGAUGCAGUCGCUACAAGCGCCAUGAGCGUCUUCGUCCAGCGGCAUGACACCACUCCGCUAGCAACAGCCCAUAGCAACCAAAAGUCUGUGGUAGUAAAAGGACCAGAAUGGCUAGUUGCUCCUUUAAUCUCUAAAUUGUCUAACUCGGUACAAGGCCGACUCCUGAAGGCUGCUGGUGAAGUACUGGACACCAAACAAUGGUGGAAGGAACACUCGGCAAAGUCUUCUGUGCCAACUUUAGUUCACACGCAGCCUUUUCUAUCGCUAGUGCUCGCAUGUCUUAAGGGGCAAGAGGACCAGCGGGAAGGACUUCUGGCUUCCAUACAGCGGCAGUUGGCUCACUUACUGCAAUCCUCAGUUGAGGAGAGAUGCCCCACCGAUUUAAAGAACAAAGAAGUCCUCCAAGAGGCCUUGCACUUGAGGAUUAGCCUGCUUGGUGCCAUGUUUGACACGAUUCAACGCAGCAGUCAACUAUCUAGUGAUUGGGCUACACUUUUGUUCCAACUCGUCAGCUCCGGUACAAUCACUGCUGACUCACUGCCUUCGAAAAAGGAGUUAUUGACAAAUGUUCUGGAUAUGGUGUCAGUUCUGAUUAGUGUUGUUUCUAACACGGAGUCGCCACACGGACAGUCUGCUGAAGAAAGCCGGAAAGCAGCUUUUACACUCUUCAAGAAGCUCAAGCGGGAACUUGCUGGAAAAAGUCCCAUUGACAUCAUGCAGCAGUGUAAACAGCUCCUACCCCUCCCCUCCCUUUCACACAAUGUGUUCACUGUUUCACCUGUCAAAGACACACCCGCGAAUCCUGGGCAGACUGCAGACAAAGCUCUCACAGGAGGACCAAGCACCAGCCAGGGCUUGCAGAUAACAGGCAAACAACGAAUCAGUGCAUGGGAACUUAUGGAGGGGUACAAAAACCCCUCACCUCUGUCGUGGGCGUGGUUUGGUGCCGUUCGGAUUGAGCGUAAACCUCUGAGGUAUGAGCAAGAUUUUCGAAGACUUCUGCAUCACACACAUCCCAGAAGACGGCCGCUUAGUUACUUCCUUAGUCCUGCUCCUGACAAAGAGGACGAGCAAGACGAAGAGGAAGAUAGAAUAGAGUUAGAUGCAGCAGCAGCGGACAAGUCAAGUCAACCUGCUACUCCACAGACUCCAGCGGACAAUAAAGGUCAAAUACCUUUGAUAACUGCACCAGUAGCUCCAGGCCUGAACGUUCCAACAGCCCUUAACGUACCGCAAAGCCUCCCAGCGAACCAAAUGGCUUUGCCAGACGGAGGAAAAACGAAAAAGGUCACGAAGCGACCAAAACGCCCAACAACGAAACUGCCUGGUCAAGCGGCCGUGCAAAAGAAAUAUCUACUACACCAACAACAGCCACAACAACAGCAACAGCAGCAGCAGCAACAGCAACAGCAAUACUUUCAGAACCAACCGGCUGGGAUGAUGCUCCCCGGGCAGAACCCUCCCCAGCAGCAACAGCAGCAGCAGCAGCAGCAAGCGUUCUUCCAGCAGGGUCUACAGCAAAGGAACCUUCAGGUUCCGACUGGAAUGCAGCCACAGCAGCAGCAAAGGUUGGCUAAUCCAAAUCCGUUAACUGAUCUACGGUCUAUGUUGACGUCACACCCCUCCCAGAACCCAAUACCCCAUCAGGCACCGCGCCCAAAUGCGUCCGUAGCUACUCAACAGCUUAUCAAUCAACUUAUUUCAAGAAAACAGAAACAAACACAACAACAGCAGCAGCAACAACAACAACAACAACAACCACAACAUCAUCAACAACAACAUCAACAACAACAACUACAGCAGCAACAACAACAGCAACAGCAACAACAGCAAGCGUUGCAGUUUUUUACACAACAGAACUCGCUUCUCAAACAGCAACUUCAAAUGGGACAAACACAGAUUUCUCAGCAGCAGCAGCAGCAGCAACAACAACAGCCGCAAACAAACCAGCAGUUAAGACAUUUACCUCCCAACAAUCAGCUUCAGGCUUCGCAAGCAGUUGGUCAAAUCCACCCCAGUCAACAAUACACCUUCACUCAGCCCCAGCGUUCCACGGCCCUUGGUAGAACCCAGGUCACAACUCGGCCCAAUCUCGUUUCUACAUCCUCAGCUCCGACCACCAUGGCACUGCCUUCAUCUCUUGGUGGCAUGAUCACGCAACAACAGUCGUUUAACUCGGCUGCAUUUCAAGGUCUUACUGUAUCCCAGGCCCUCACGCGGCCAAUACAACCACAACAACAACAGCUCGUUCAGCAGCAGCAACAACAAAGACAACAACAACAAAUACAACAACAACAGCAGCAGGUCCAACAGCAAACUCAGUUUUCGUUGACUGGUCCGCGGGCUAUUCAGCCACAGCCACAGGCGCAGGCCACGAUGCAACUUCCGCUGCCUGUGUCAUCGGCGCACGCGCAAAUGAACCCAGUGGCGCAGAUGCAACCAGCGUUCCAAAACCAGUUCCAGCAAAGCUCUGUGAAUAGACAACAGCAGCAACAACACAACCAGAGGCUUUUAGCGGCUGCUAAGUUGAAACAACAACAACAACAAAUCAAGCAACAGCAACAGCAACAGCAACAGCAACACCAACAACAGCAGCAACAAAAUCGUGCCUCAACUGAGUUGAUAAUGAGACAUUUACAUAGACAGUUGUCAGCUGGCCCAGACAUAUCGAUGGCGUCCGCACAAUUUACACAAACCGCUGACCUUACUCUCCAGCGACAGAUAUCAGCACCACCUGAUGUAGGACAUCAGAGACAAGACAUUGCUCAGUUUACUCGUCAACUGUCGACUACAGCGCCACAGGACCUUACACAGCAGGCUCAGCAACAACAGUACACAGGAAAUCCUCAGUACCAAACACCACAGUUUUAAGGGAAUAUAACAGGAACAAAACACGGGUCUCCACUAACCUGGGUAAUAGAUCCCUAGGAGGAGAAGAUCCGCUAAAAUUAAGCCCUUCUAGCCUACGUGUAGCCGUACCCUCCCGCCCAAGAUGAAACGGAAGCGAGGUUGUAUCGCCUCCGUUUCACCUCAGCGGGAGGGGGGGUACGGCUACACAUGGGCUUGCCCUUCUCCCUUUAAAACUUUAAAACGCAGCUUGUUGGACCCCUCAACCCCUCCAUCCUCCCCUCCAUCAAGCAUAGACCCCUUCCCCCUUCCCCACCGUCCCUUCCGUCUCUAAGAGUUCAGCUCGUGGUAUGAUGUUUUAAAAAAUUUAAUGAGAAAAUGUCCUUGUAAAUAGCAAUUAUGAAGAAAAUAAAAUAGAGAGAAAUUCGUGUCAAACACGUUCACAAAA
This is a messenger RNA of Pocillopora damicornis (cauliflower coral), 7756 nucleotides long. Its product is annotated as mediator of RNA polymerase II transcription subunit 12-like protein. The record is from RefSeq and is a predicted model, not a curated record. Gene Ontology annotation, biological process: positive regulation of transcription by RNA polymerase II. Gene Ontology annotation, cellular component: mediator complex. Gene Ontology annotation, molecular function: transcription factor binding; transcription coactivator activity. NCBI's taxonomy places the organism in Eukaryota, Metazoa, Cnidaria, Anthozoa, Scleractinia, Pocilloporidae.